GUGAGAGACGGUUCGGAUAGGCAGCGCUCCUCAUCGGCGUCAAGAUAGUGUGGCAGAUACACCUGCGGUUUCGCUGAGAUAUACAUACAUAUACGCACUCGUACGUACGUACACACUGGAAUCAAAUGUGAUCGAAUUACGGCACUGAGUUUUCGUCUGCGUAUUCGUUUAGCGCUCGAUGUGCUAUGGUGUUUCGUGUGCUUGGUGUGUGAUCGCUAGGUGAUGUGAAUGGAAGCAGGACCGCCAGCACACGCGAUACGGCCUGAUCGCAAACCGCGGACAACUAGAGACGAACAACUGUUAGAUGUGAUCGCGUGAGUGUGGACGGGGAUUCUGACGUGCAGUACGGACCCAGCAGCGGGUUGCUAACACCGCUCUCGUGGAUUACAUACUCAACUCGUCACAUAGUGUGGAGAGAGACGGCCGUCGCGGGCUGCCGCGCCCUCGGACUCGGACGCUCCGACCCACCGAGUCCAAGCCAGCCAUUCUCGCGCUUACCAGACCAAUACACGUCGCUGACAAGGAUGAGAUGCAUGUUAUCCAUUACCUUUUGCUAUUGUUGCUUCAGACUGCCGUGUUGUUGCAGUUGCUACUGAUCAAUUCCGUGGAAAGUAGUCCGUUGAGCGAUCCCGCAAGUUGGACGCACGUGAAUCAGGAGAGAGCCCACGACCAACCAUACAUGUUCCAGCGCAAGUACAGGCUUUUUAACGAACGGUCAAAACAUUUUGUCGAGAUGAUGCACAAGCGGAUACGGGCAACAGGCAAACCGACCAGUAAAUAUGCAACACGGCGAGAACGAAAAAUGCAAGUUCUACGAGCGAAUAACACCCGACGGUCACACGGAGUUCCAGUCGGUGUUCAACGACACUUGGCUGUUAGGCUUUAACAAGAAGGGUAAACCCCUUAAGGGCAAUGCACACCGGAAGCGACGGAGCCGCGACUUCCGGUUAGGUUAUCAUUUCAUAAAGAUAUUAGACGGCGAGAGCGGCCUGACGGACUUUGGGCAUCCCAAGUACGGCCCGCACCGUCGCUACAACGCCAAGCGCUUCGACGUCGUCAGUGCGAGUGUUGACAUCGGCCGUGACUCUCCCGUCAUCACGUCGUUCGCGCAGCCUGCAAGGUGACAGUGCACAGCGACGGCCGGCAGAUGGCGCUGCCGCUAAUAGCUGUUCAUGUGUUGCGCGUGCGUACUGCUGCCCGUAGCUAGCAGCAGCAGCGGCCCCGUAACUGCGUCGCUCUCCGACAGGGGCGCCCGACUCGCCGCCGUGCGUGCGCGCAUGCGUGGGGUCCAGUACGCGCGGGAGAAGCAACAGAGUGCAAUAGAACAUUGGCAGCUAGGGUGCGUCCGUGAAUGAACAAUACUGUAGCUGAGCGACUCGUACUCGUGCGUGUGCUAUUUGUUCGAAUAGCUCGACUUUACUCUGUGAAGCCAGCGUACCGCGGCACGUUAUCGCGAGAACUCGCGAGAAGUACAGAGGACACAUUCUCAGUCCCGACUACAAGAGGAAAGACAUAUUCGACGCGACGGCAACGCCACCUGGAGGAGCGGAUCAGAGUGUCAACUAUCUAUAGGUUUCGUUAGCCGUAAUAGAAUGAUUAUAUGGGUGCUGUCUCUGUUUAACAUAUAGGUCUGGUAAUUGUAGUUAUUUAUUUUUCGCACACACUGUUGUAAUAUAAUAUACGCGACUUGCUGCGGUUGACUGACUAAUAAACUAAUGAG
Molecule: messenger RNA, 1720 nt
Organism: Priapulus caudatus
Lineage: Eukaryota; Metazoa; Priapulida; Priapulimorpha; Priapulimorphida; Priapulidae
Product: fibroblast growth factor 18-like
Biological process (GO): fibroblast growth factor receptor signaling pathway; regulation of cell migration; animal organ morphogenesis
Cellular component (GO): cytoplasm
Molecular function (GO): type 2 fibroblast growth factor receptor binding; growth factor activity; type 1 fibroblast growth factor receptor binding
Source: RefSeq, a predicted model, not a curated record